Aspergillus glaucus CBS 516.65 is the source of this 920-nucleotide messenger RNA. RefSeq lists its product as uncharacterized. Lineage: Eukaryota; Fungi; Ascomycota; Eurotiomycetes; Eurotiales; Aspergillaceae. The transcript is spliced from 2 exons. The record is from RefSeq and is a predicted model, not a curated record. The coding region runs from base 1 to 843 and encodes 280 amino acids.
AUGCACAUGGCAGCCCAGAUUCAACGCUUGGCAUGCGCGGUCCUCUCCGUCAUGCUGCAGAACUUCCGUUCCGCACUAAGGGCUACUCCUACUGGAUCGAUGUCCGGUCCAGAUAGGGUGCGGAAGGCCGGGUGGUCGCCUUCGUGGAUUGAGGAAUACCGUACCUACUGGGCUUUGUGGCAAUUGCAGCACUGCUGGGACCUUCGAGCAGCUGCCGAAAGACGACUUCCACCCGGCGAUGACGCAGCAGGAGAAGUUUCAUGGGGAGGCUGGAGUUGGUCUGCCAAGGAGAUUGAUAAGCUAGACAAAGUCGGGACGUUCGGACUGCGAAUCUUGGCUUUUCAAUUUGACUUCCCUCAACUCCAAGAAAUCCUUCACAUGAAGAUGGAAAAACUAUUACCGCUAUUUGCACCCUGUGAUAAUUCCCUUCACCCCUGCGACUAUCCCGUUUGGUGUUCACCGCCAGCGCCUAAUGACACUAAUAAGGCUGAUUUUAAAUGGCAACUCUCUACGGGAUGGGCGAAUAGUGCUCCAAGAACAGGGGUGAUUUUCAGAUUACUGGUUACAAGGACAAGGAAUUUGCCAGAGUGGUUCAGAUGUUGGGAUGUCCCAGCACUUCGACGUUUGGGUCUUGGCCUGUGGGACUACUGGCGCAUGUACUCUGCUGGGUUGAUGGAAUGUCCCCCGGGAAGGGUACCUACCCCAGAUGGAGGUUUUAGAACCGUCAACUUGGGGACAAGGAAGCUCUUCAAACCCGAUUAUACCGUGGCUAAAGCUGAUCGGCAAGGAAAUGCCUUGUGCUUCCCUUUGAAAGUGUCUAACCAGAAAAGACCAUGGAUAUAAUGGGGAAACAAUUCAGGCAUACCGCCCUACUUGUACGGAGUGGUGAGAGGAUUUGCUAUAUCGCGACCUGUACGGAG